Molecule: messenger RNA, 1943 nt
Organism: Falco peregrinus (peregrine falcon)
Lineage: Eukaryota; Metazoa; Chordata; Aves; Falconiformes; Falconidae
Gene: ANKS4B
Product: ankyrin repeat and sterile alpha motif domain containing 4B
Exons: 2
Coding region: 66-1307 (413 amino acids)
Biological process (GO): brush border assembly
Molecular function (GO): protein binding
Source: RefSeq, a predicted model, not a curated record
GGAAGGGUGACUGCGCAGUCUGGGUAUCGUUCACAGCUGCUUUGGGCAGCCCGAAGUUGCCAAAAAUGUCGAGCAGGUAUCACAAAGCAGCAGCUGACAGCAAUUUGGACCUCUUGAAAGAAGCCACUAAGAAAGACCUCAACACUUCAGAUGAAGACGGGGUAACUCCCACCCUUCUGGCAGCGUACCAUGGCUACCUGGAAGCUCUGGAAGUCAUAUGCCGGAGAGGAGGUGAUCCGGACAAAUGUGACAUCUGGGGGAACACACCUCUCCACCACGCUGCUUGCAACGGUCACGUCCAUUGUGUUUCUUUUCUGAUCAACUUUGGUGCCAACAUCUUCGCUCUGGACAAUGACCUCCGCACCCCCCUGGAGGUGGCUGCCAGCAGGGACCGCAAUGAAUGUGUCCGAAUCCUGGACAAAGCCGCCACCGAGCAGAAUAUCCUGAAUCCAAAGAGGGUCUCCAAACUCAAAGCACAGGCCCAGAGGAACGUGGAGAAACAAAUCAAGGAAUGUGAGAAGCGUCAAGAGAAACACCAGCAUGAAAUGAACCGGAAUUACAUAAAAGAAAAGGUUGGCACAGUAAAUUCUUCCAGAGGGACGCACUCCAGGGUGAAGUUGCCCAGCCUCUUUGCUUCAAAUACAACAAGUUCUUUCUCCAAAAAUCUGAAAGAUACCUUCAAACUGAAGGCAAAAAAGACAGCUGACAGCACAAGAAGCCGGGAAACACAAAGCAGUGACCAGCAGGGUGGUACAGGUAGGACAACUGUGAUGCAUUUGUUUGAUGAGAAAGAGGAGGAGGAAUUACUGAAUGACCUCGAAGAGAAAGACUUUUCAGAUAAUGACAGUCAGCUUUCCAUUUUCAAGCGGCCAGGUCUUGGCAAGAUUGUAUUUGGAAGGAAUUUGGCUGCAGAUUUAAAUCCUGGAACUGUGUCUUCUGAGAAAGAAGAUGUAAGCUUUAAAAUGUCCAUUGGGCUCUUUCAGUAUGAAAAUGCUGAGAAUGGCAAGGAAGACAAUGCUCAAAAUGGUGCUGAUACCCCUUGGCAGGAGGAGGAAGAAGUUAUUUGGGAUGACGAGGACGCGGAGAACACACCCCUUGAGGUAUUUCUGGCAUCACAGAUGCUGGAUGAGUUUCUUCCAGUCUUCAUGAGGGAAAAAAUUGAUUUAGAUGCCCUGAUGCUAUGUUCUGAUGAAGAUCUACAGAGCAUUCAGAUGGAACUUGGGCCAAGAAAGAAAGUCCUGAAUGCUGUGAAUAAAAGAAAACAGGCACUCCAGAAUCCUGGAAAAACCGUAGAUACUUGCUUAUAAAUUAACAUACCCAUUGCUGUAACCUGCACACAGAAUCAUUAUGGUUUUACUUUCCAAAGAAGACGCGAUUCUUUUCAGACGUCUGUUGAAGUGAAAGGCAAAGAGAUUACCCAUUGCUUUAGAAAGUACAGCAAGGACGAAGACUUUUCUCUCUGGAUAGAUAGCUGAGGCGAACAGGAUGUUAAUUGGAAUAUAAUCUGCCAAAAAAAAAAGAAUGUGAAGGUAAACCCCCAAAGGCUACAGAUUUACAGCUUUUGCUCCCUGAACUCUUUAUGGGGAUUGGAUUUCUUUUGGUCCGAAUAACUUAAAAUAUUAGUGAAGGCCAGCCACAUGAUAUUCCUUAACAAAGCCCUUCCUUUCUUCUCCAAAACCACAAUGCAAAGAAUAUUCUCAAAGCUUGACAGCUUCGGGUUUUCUCCAUUGGCUUCUGUUAGAUCGUUACAAACUGCUCUUCCUGGUGCUGCUGCUAUGUUAGAAAUAGCAUCUGAAUCUUGAUUUUGGCUGUGGUUUAUUGACUCUAAUAGCCUCCGAAUUAACCUGAAUAAGACUAGUUGACAGCAAGUUUUGUUUUCUUGUCAGUAGACUGUUUUUCUACUGUAUUGAUACUAAUUUUAAAAUACAUGAACUAUCUUGCCA